CAUAGAGCCAGCGGGCGCAGGCGGGACGGGCGCCCCGCGGCCAGACCCAGCCAGGGCACCACGCUGCCCGGCCUUGCGCCGGCAGGCACCUCUUCCUGGGACUCCUGGGGACGCCAGAAGAAAGUCAACCCUUGCUGCUUCUUCUUGACCUGCGUUGGAGCUACGAUUUUUUUUUCUUUCUCUCUUUACUUUUGAAUGAACUGGUUUCUUGGCUGGACGUUUCAACUUCUUUCCUGCCUGUGAACUUUUCCCCGGUUGUUUCCUUUGACAACUGCAGGAGAAAGUGUGCUGUGCUUCGAGGCGAGCCGUGAAGUUGCGUGUGCGUGGCAGUGUGCGUGGGAGUGUGACUGCGUGUGUAAUUCGAGCCACCCCGUCUGUUUCGAUCUGCGCUGCGGAGCCUCCUCUCAAGGCCCGCUCCACCUGCUGCGGUUACGCGGUGAUCGUAGGUAUAGGCGCGCCCGGGCAUUUAACCGGCCGGCGCUGGGGCGACGUUGGAGGAAGAUCAUCUCGCUACUGCCCAAGUAGGGCUGACUCACCGAGUCGAUGUAGACAGUGGCUGGCUUCGGAAGAGUGCGUGUCUGCGUGCGUGUGACUCGGCUGCUGCUCAACUCCCACCAACCACAGGAUCAGCCACAAACUUAACCAACAUCCCCAAAACCGAGUUCUCAGAUGUGGAGAGCUGUACUUUGAGUGUCAUCGACUUGGACUUUUUUUUUUUUUUAAAGAUUAGCUUUUCUUUGAAAAGCUGAAUUUUCUGAACUGAGCAUUUCGCCAGAAUUUAUUAAGAGAACAUGACAAGUAUUUCUAGCCCAGCCCUUCUUCAACUACUGAAGCUUAUUUUCAAGGCUACUUAAAAAAAAAAAUCAGCAGCGAACAUUAAUGGAUUUCUGUUGUGUUUAAAUUCUCUACAGAUUGAAUUGUAAAUAUUUUAUGAAGUAGAGCAUAUGUAUAUAUUUAUAUAUACGUGCACAUACAUUAGUAGCAUGACCUUUGGAAGUCGCAGUUCUUGCUUUUGAGGACCGAAGCCAGUUUUGCAUGAUGAAAGUGGCUCUGUGUAUGGAAGACACUCGUAUAUUUUGUGUUGUACUGGGACUUUAGACAAAACUCACCUAAAAAAAAAAAAAAAAAAAAAAACAGGCGAUUUACUACUGGAACUUCCAAAUUAUGUAUUUGCUGGUCCUUUUGCUCUCUGUAUAAAUAUUUUAGGAAGUGUAUGGGAAUUUUGCCUCCGGGAAUUUUUUUUUUUUUUUUUAACAGCCAAAAACUGAAGUUAAACUCUCAAAGCAAGACUCAGAAGACAGUCUCCCUCGGCAUUUGACUUUGGAUUCUAGUCGCCCAAUUUUUAAAGCAUUAAGCGGUCGGUUGCUAGGAGCCCUGCCGGGUCUGAGGCUGACCGGCAUCACAGAACUUUCCCCCUCCUGGACUGUUAGUAACUUAGUCUCCCACCUCCCCCCAGUCCCCCUCCCCCCGCGCAGCAAUAAAGGCCCCUGAACUUGUAUGUUGGUCUCCCUGGAGCUACUCGCCGAAGAUCCGCGCCCCUGUCGCCGUCUGGUAGGAGCUGUUUGCAGGGUCCUAACUCAAUCGGCUUGUUGUGAUGCGUAUCCCCGUAGAUGCCAGCACGAGCCGCCGCUUCACGCCGCCUUCCACCGCGCUGAGCCCGGGCAAGAUGAGCGAGGCGCUGCCGCUGGGCGCCCCGGACGCCGGCGCCGCCCUGGCCGGCAAGCUGAGGAGCGGCGACCGCAGCAUGGUGGAGGUGCUGGCCGACCACCCCGGCGAGCUGGUGCGCACCGACAGCCCCAACUUCCUCUGCUCCGUGCUGCCCACGCACUGGCGCUGCAACAAGACCCUGCCCAUCGCUUUCAAGGUGGUGGCUCUGGGGGAUGUCCCCGAUGGCACUCUGGUCACUGUGAUGGCGGGCAACGAUGAAAAUUACUCAGCUGAACUGAGAAAUGCCACCGCAGCCAUGAAAAACCAAGUUGCGAGAUUCAAUGACCUCAGGUUUGUCGGUCGGAGUGGAAGAGGGAAAAGCUUCACUCUGACCAUCACCGUCUUCACAAAUCCACCGCAAGUUGCCACUUACCACAGAGCCAUCAAAAUCACAGUGGAUGGACCCCGAGAACCUCGAAGACAUCGUCAGAAACUAGAUGAUCAGACCAAGCCCGGGAGCUUGUCCUUUUCUGAGCGGCUCAGUGAGCUGGAGCAGCUGCGGCGAACGGCCAUGAGGGUCAGCCCACACCACCCAGCCCCCACACCCAACCCUCGGGCCUCCUUGAACCACUCCACUGCCUUUAACCCUCAGCCUCAGAGUCAGAUGCAGGACACAAGGCAGAUCCAGCCAUCCCCACCGUGGUCCUAUGAUCAGUCCUACCAAUACCUGGGAUCGAUCGCCUCACCUUCUGUACACCCAGCAACACCCAUCUCACCUGGACGGGCCAGUGGCAUGACAACCCUCUCUGCAGAGCUUUCCAGUCGACUCACAACGGCCCCCGACCUGACGGCCUUCGGCGACCCGCGCCAGUUCCCCGCGCUGCCCUCCAUCUCAGACCCUCGCAUGCACUACCCCGGCGCCUUCACCUACUCCCCGACGCCCGUCACGUCGGGCAUCGGCAUCGGCAUGUCGGCCAUGAGCUCGGCCACGCGCUACCAUACAUACCUACCGCCGCCCUACCCCGGCUCGUCGCAGGCACAGGGCGGCCCCUUCCAGGCCAGCUCACCCUCCUACCAUCUGUACUACGGCGCCUCAGCCGGCUCCUACCAGUUCUCCAUGGUGGGCGGCGAGCGCUCGCCGCCGCGCAUCCUGCCGCCGUGCACCAACGCCUCCACCGGCUCCGCACUGCUCAACCCCAGCCUCCCGAACCAGAGCGACGUGGUAGAGGCUGAGGGCAGCCACAGCAACUCGCCCACCAACAUGGCGCCCGCCGCGCGCCUCGAGGAGGCCGUGUGGCGGCCCUACUGAGGGCCUCGCGGCGGCCGGGCGACAGAAGCGCGCCUGCCCAGGCCCAGCCCUCGCCGGGGAGAGCCCGCGAACGCGGGGUCCGCGGCCGGCGCUGGGGAGGGGGCGGGCCCCUGCGAACUGGGUUCUGGGAUCUAGCUCCGGUCUGCGCCCCCCCUAGGCCCUAGGGCCGCCUAGCCCCCCGAGGCCGUACGGAGCGCCUGAGCGCCGUCACCGUGGGCCUGGCUCACCUUUUCCGAAGCUUGACCCAACCUGAGGGUGUCCGUCUCGCCACCACGCGGACGCGUCGUAAGGCAAACAGGAAGAUUCCCAGAGGGAAACUGUGAAUGCUUCUGAUUUAGCGAUGCUGUGAAUAAAAGAAAGAUUUUAUACCCUUGACUUCACUUUUUAACCAAGUUGUUUAUUCCAAAGAGUGGAAUUUUGGUUUGGGAGGGUGCAACUCCUCUUGUUUGGUAUCUAAUUCAUAUUUUUUAAUUUUCUUUUCCAGCACCUUAUGAAUUGCAAAAUUCGUAUUUGCAUUUGGGGUGGUUUUUAUUUUUAUAUAUAUAUAAAUUUGAGCUUGCUUCUUUCUUGCUUUGACAAUUGAAAGAAAUAUGAUUCCUUUUUCUGUAAGUUUUAUUUAACUUUUCUUUUGGACUUUGGUGUAGUUGUUUUUUUUGAGAAACAGCUACAGCUUUGGGUCAUUUUCAACUACUGUAUUCCCACAAGGAAUCCCUAGAUAUUUAUGUAUCUUGUUGUUUAGACACUUACUUAUGUGUUGAUACUUUUUUUAUUAUUUAAAUGUACUUAUAUUAAGAAGAAAAAUAUCAAGUACUACAUUUUUGUUUUUGAUAGUAGCCAAAGUUAAAUGUAUCACAUUGAAGAAGGCUGGAAAAAAAGGAUGGGCAAUGUGAUGACUUGGUUAUCUAAAUAUUGUUUACAUUAAACUCCCUUUCAUGUUAAUCAAACGAGUUGGUAGCUAAUGCAGCAAUCUUUUUAAUAUGCUUUUUAGAUACUGAGGGUCACUUGAAGGAUCUGAAGUAUGGAAUUUUCUGCCAAGCUCAACAAAGGGUCUCAUAUCUGACUCCCUCCCUUCAAACAGAGAAGGUCAAGUCUGGUUCCAGGAGGUUCAGAUAGAUGCCAAUGAUUGCACCUCUGGAGAGGAUUUAUUUUCUGCCUAGGGGUUUGCUUCCUCCAUGGGCUCUUGAUAAUUUCAGACAUGCUUUGUAACCAUUGAAUCCAAAGUAAGCUAUGUGGAAGAGCAAUAUCCACAUGGGAACCGAAUGAACGGAUUUAUGGGUUCUUUAACUGCUCCCUUCUGGGGGAGUAAGGAGAUGAUCUGAAUCCAGAAUUCAGAUUUUUUAGCUCCAAGAAAAUACUCCUAUUUGAUACAGUACCUGUUCAUUGAUGCAGAACAAAACUUGUGGCUGUCCCCCAAGGCUGGGAGUAGAAGAAACUAGACCUGGUGCUUUUGAUGCCUGAAAGUCUCCAGCUCAGUUUUCAUAGGGUGGGCUCAGAAGCAGAGCUGAACAGGACAGUUUACAUCUGUGUGCCUCCAUGGUGUCACAUGGGAAAGUACUGUCCCACCUGUGCCGGACUCCAUCCCAUGCUGCUCAUUCAGCACCCAACUUUGCAUUGCUUUCACCAGGCUGAGACCCUACCUAAUGGGGUGUGUGCACUUUUAUGCGUGCAUCUGCAUGACAGGAAAGAUUCAUGUCACUGCUGCCCAUGGCUACAAUUCAAAAGUAUCCAAUGUCACUGUAAAUUUUAUGGCACUAUUUUUGUUGGAGAAUUUGGUCAGAAUGCAGUUGUACAACUCAUAAAUACUAACUGCUGAUUUUGACAUAUAUGUGCUCAAAAUGAUCUGGUUGUUAUUUAAUGUACCUCUUAAAUUAGUUGAAAUGAUUUCAGGUCAACUCUGAAGAGUAUUUGAAAGCAGGACUUCAGAACAGUGUUUGAUUUUUAUUUUAUAAAUUUAAGGAUUCAAAUUAGAAAGAUCUUUGGCUGCAGGCAGCAAAACAGCUGGUCUUAUUUAAAGCAACUUGUUUUUGAGUUUUCUUAUAUAUAUAUAUUGAUUAUUUGUUUUACACAGAUGCAGUAGCACUUUGGUAAGAAUUAAAAUGUAAAACAGUUUGUGUUGUCAGUCAGGUCAUUCUUAUCUAGAAAAGAGCUAAAACAGAUCUUGGAGAAACUCAGAGUAUAUUCACUUUCAUUUUAGACAUGAUUCUCUCUCCAUGAUUCAAUUUGAUGUUUCAUUCUAUAUUACAUUUUUGCAGCAAAAUUACCCUUAAAUGUCAGUAAAUUGAAAAUUUUUAUUUUUGAAAAGGACCUUUGGUCCCUUGACCCCAAAUCGAACCUAAGUGUUCUUUUCAGCACAUGUUGCCAUAUCUGACCUGACAAAACGAUGGGGGAAAAUGAAGGAAAAAAAAUUAUAUUUUCCAGUUCAUUUCUGGUACCUGAAGAUAUUCCAGCUCAAAACCAGCCUAAUGCCCUGGAAGGGGAUCAGACAGUGCUUCACAUUGAAUCUUCACUCUCAAAGACAUGUAUGAUGAGGGCUUGUCACUUUGUUGGAGACCCACUGGUCUGGCCAGUCAAGGGUUUCACAGACCCUUACCAGCAUAUGUAGUACUUAAUCAUCCCAGAAAAAAUUAAAUAAAACUUCAGUUGUUUUGGAGAUAGGCCUCAUGUCACACUUAAUGCUUUUUUCCUCCCUGGAGAAAUAGCAUUCAUUGCCUUCAGGUAAAUUAAGGUGGUCCUUCAAUCAAGGAGACCUUUAAGCCAAUAAUGUAAUAACUGGAUGUAUCUGGGAGCAUUGGUCCAAGAGAAGAAAGACUAAAUAAGCCAUUUCUACUGCUUGUUCAUGCCUUUAUUUAUGUCAACAUGGACAUGUAUUUUAAUUCUUUUUGGUUUUCUUGCUAUAUUUCUUAUAUGACUUAUAUUUCUUAUAUGACUUACAUUUCUUUCUUUCUCUGACCCCCUAAUAUCUCCCUCUGUUUCUCUUCCCUUCCCUCCACCAAGCCUCUCCUCCCUCCUCCAUUCUCUCGCUUUAUAUAAGGAGACAGCACACACACACCCCCAACUUCACACCAAAUGUCCAGAACACGAGGAGCUGCAGGUCUCCUCCCUUUACAUAAAGGAGCAUGGUGAGUCAGCCUUUCUCCUGCUCGUUGUGGGUUUCUUCCAGCAGAACAGAGACAUUGCCAACCAUUUUGGAUCUGCUUGCUGUCCAAGUGCAGCAACAGAAGCCUUCCUGGACAAAUUACAAUCAGUGAGUUAAUAGACAGCCUUUCUGCUGCCUCGCCAUUUCUGUGCAGAUAAACAGAAAUGCUCUGAUUGGAAAGGAAAUGAAUGGUUUCACUCAAAUGUCCUACAAUUUAGGAUUGCAGGUUUCUGUCCUGAAAGACCUGCUUCCUUAGGACAUUCCGUCCUGGUGAUUUUUGUUUCUGGUGGUUGUUUUUUCUGGGGGUACAACAUGUUUGGGGUCUUUUAUACAUGAAAAAUCAGUUAACAAUAAUCUCAGAAAACAUUUUUUACAUCUGAACAAAAUGCCUUUUUGUUUACCUACAGUAUACAAUUGUUUGGGGUUUUUGUUUGUCUGUUUGGAGUUUUUCCCCUCCCUUUAGCCAGAUCAGAAUUGAUGAGGCUGAUCAUUUGGCAUUUUUUUUUUCCUUCCAGAAGAGUUGCAUCAACAAAGUUAAUUGUAUUUAUGUAUGUAAAUAGAUUUUAAGCUUCAUUAUAAAAUAUUGUUAAUACCUGUAAUAACUUUUUUCAAUUUUUUUGUGUGUGUUUCUAAGGACUUUUUCUUAUGUUUGCUAAAUACUGUAGACAAAAAAUGCUUCUUUCUACUUUGUUUAUUUUAGACUUAAAAAUGAGCUACUUUUUAUUCACUUUUGUAAAGAGCUAAUAGCAUGGUUCCAAUUUUUUUUUAAGUUCACUUUUUGUUCUAGGGGAAAUGAAUGUGCAAAAAAAAAAAAUAACUGUUGGUUAUUUGCGCUAUUCUGGAUGUAUAAAAAUCAAUGGAAAAAAAUAAACUUCCAAAUUGAAAUGACAGUAAAACACAUCUAUUGAAAAAGUAACAAUGGGAAUUGCAGUCCUACUUGGACAGGCCCCACCUAGUGUCUAUUUGUGUAGCAGUUACUGGAUCUGUUCACAAAGCAUCCUGGAAAUUUGUGUGUGCUUUCUUUCUCCCUGGUACUGACAUAUUGAAUACUUCCCAAAAGGGAACUGUCAAUCUGGAGGUUUAAACCAGAUACGGUAUGAGAGAACACCCCCCACCCCAAGUCCUCUCCAAGGUGUUUCCAGACAGUGCAGGAGAGCAGGCACUCCAUCGUGUGUGGUCUACUGCUCAGAGUCAGGGUGGCUGCCCCCCCCCUCUGCCGGGAGCUUUCCCAUGCCCAGCCUGUGCAGGGCAGCUGGACUGCUGCUGCCCAGGAGCCACUGGAGCCUUACUUUCUUUGUACCACAGUUUCUUCUGUAAAUCCAACAUUAUCACUAGUGAAUGGCAAAUAAACAGUUUGGCAAGUA
This is a messenger RNA of Leptonychotes weddellii (Weddell seal), 7456 nucleotides long. It is a transcript of the gene RUNX1, whose product is annotated as RUNX family transcription factor 1. Gene Ontology annotation, cellular component: nucleus. The record is from RefSeq and is a predicted model, not a curated record. Gene Ontology annotation, molecular function: DNA-binding transcription factor activity, RNA polymerase II-specific; RNA polymerase II cis-regulatory region sequence-specific DNA binding; ATP binding. Lineage: Eukaryota; Metazoa; Chordata; Mammalia; Carnivora; Phocidae. Gene Ontology annotation, biological process: chondrocyte differentiation; hemopoiesis; ossification.